GGGACGGAGAGGAUUUGCUUAUAUUUCCAUGUGUUAAGCCGUCAUAAAAUAGUUCGAGCUGUCACUUUGUUAAACGACCGCGGUACGAUAAGCGGAUGGUGGAAAUACAAUAGCUAGUCGUAGGCAGCCAGGAUUGCAAACAGGGCUACACACUACAUUUUGACAGAGACAAGUACUUGUGGUUUUUGGCAAUUUUCUUUCCAGACUGUUGCUGUCUCUAUCCCUUUCUUUGCUUUUAACAUGAUACUAUUGCGCGCGAUAUUGUGGAAAUCUCUUAACAAGGGACAAGGUUAUGAUGAUGGAAUUUUUUGACCACAUGCGGGUCCUUGCCGAUAAGCUUCACGAUCGCACUCGUAUCUCUCUGCCUCAUUCUCACGAUUCGAACUCCGAUAACAAUUUGGAGGGAGAACUUGACGAACUUAUAAAGUAUCUAUCGACAAUCCACGCCCGUUUUCUCGAUGUUCAGGGCACUUCGGGGCAGAAUGGGGAUCCUCGUUCGUCUGGGGAACUUAUUAGAAUCUUGAUCAGCGUUCAUGCAAAUCUCCAAGCUACAUUGCAGUCGAUAGAGGAAGAAGAUGAGAAAAGUUAUACAGCUAAAAAGGCUUUUCUCUGGAACUCGGAACGGCUGAAUUCAGUUGCGGAAGCCAUAGCUAUUGAAAAUCACAAAUUGAGAGUAUUGCUCUGCACUUUCGACCCAGAUGAAAAUGUUGAAACUGCCAUUCCUCUAGAAUGGAGAAGGUGGAGAUUGCGGAAAAUGGAGGGCUACGUCGAAACGGAAAUACAAAGAUGUGGGAGACAGAGAUGCGAAGUAAGCCGACUGGAUGGCUAUAACUACCAAUUUAAGUGGAACAAAUUGAACGAUGCAGAAUACUUGAGCCAUAUUUCUGGAGACAAACUUUGCAAAGUUUCGGCCAAAUCUUGGGAAUUUUUUAUUCAAUGUUUCACUCGAAAUCUACAAAUCGCACAAGAAGAGUCCUGUGGACCUUCGGAUAGGUGGAUACAUCUUAUGAUCUGCUCGCACUACUUGAUGUCCGCUCGAGACUCUCGAGAGUAUCGCCAAUUUGUUACCUAUUUCAAACAUCCACAAGAUUUAUGUAUCAUUGAUACGGGCUUCACUUUACAUCAUUAUAUAACGGAGUUGGAGAUCCUGCUCUUCGGCAUUCUUACUGAACUAGAAACAGAAUACCUCAAUCCUGAUGAUGUUCAAGAAAGAACUAAGAAAAGAAAUUCGCAGCAAUCGACGCCAUUAAUCCCUCAAACUCCUAUAGUACAAGAAAGGCAUGAAAGUGUCUCAACUGGGUCGACUCAGUCCAUGGGCAUCGAUGAAUACGGAGUUAUUUUCAAAUGUCAACUCGGUGGCGAGCAAGUUGAUCAUGUAAUGAAGAUUCGAAUGGAUGCAGAGGGUGCGUUGACUUUGGAUUUCGACGAGGAAUUACGUCUUUGGCCCAACACCCUGCAAGCGUUCAGAGAAUUAGAUUUACGACGAGCUUCUAUUUACCCCAAUUAUCUUACCCCUGGAAUUUAUAUGUGUGAUUUAACCUUGGAGAGAAAACUACGUGGACGAUCUAUUAUCACGAGUGGCUGUUUGUUCUUCCAAAGCUCAACAAAUUUGAAGGAGUUUCAAAGGGCACUGACGGGAUACAAGGUCUUAGUAGACUUUCAACGGGGCAUCAAAGUUCGGACCCUUGAAAAGUAUCAAUUUAAAAGCAAAAAUGCGAUUACUGGCAGACUACAAAUUUGGCUCAAAGACUUCAGUAGGGGGAAUGAUUCUACUCAAGUUGGCGCAAGCUCUUCGCUCCGAAGAGCGUCGACAUCUCUCUCAGCCAUGAGUAGGACCACUUUUGCUUCGAUAGCCACGCUGAAGGCACAACAAGCUAUUCCUGGUUCACAUCUAACUACUAUUGACGAAGGCAGUGGCUUACAAAUAGAGAUGCCCGUUCCUCCACUUGUCAUUAUGUUUGUUGAAUCGUCGUCGAGAGAUGGGAAGAUCCAACGAGGACAGAUCCUAGCAUUCAAAUUUGCAGAGCACUCGAAGCUUGACCGAAAAAAAUGCAAGCCUGAUGACAAGUUUCCUCGCUGCUUUGUGCUUCACCCUGUCCGCUGCGACCUUGAAAUCGGACCUUUGAAGUUUCCGCAGAAUUCUAAAGAACUCAGCUGGCUCGAAGUCUCUUUUUCAAAGGAUGAAGAAAGGGAAAUUUUUACGAGACAACUUGAAGAUGCAAGGAAAAUAUACCAUCGACGUACGGAACAACAUAACCAGGGCUUGAAAUUCAUGCAGCAGGGUCGUCAUAACACCAAGGAGUACGGCGUGGAUUAAUAACGACAAAUAGUGUAUAGUUUUUCAUGAUUAAAGAAACCAAGGCGACGGAAUUGGUAGCAUUUGGUGCACCUUGUAUAUACUUUCUGGGUUCAUAAGCCUGUUGUACACUAUGGUUCCACUUAUUGAAAACCACCUCA
Messenger RNA from Botrytis cinerea B05.10, 2457 nucleotides. RefSeq lists its product as hypothetical. Bases 293 to 2317 code for a protein of 674 amino acids. The transcript is spliced from 9 exons. NCBI's taxonomy places the organism in Eukaryota, Fungi, Ascomycota, Leotiomycetes, Helotiales, Sclerotiniaceae. The record is from RefSeq and is a predicted model, not a curated record.